AUUGGCCGUUCCGAGCAAGGCGGGUUAGGCGCGAGUUUUGGUGUCCCUGGUUUUGGGAGCUGUAGGAUGGCGGCGCAGAGAAGUUUGAGGUAUUCUAGGGACCUGGGUGCAAAACAUCCAGGGAGCACUUUGGGAAACACAUAUUCCAGGAAACAGAAAGCUGGUCAAAAGGCCAAGGACGUGUUUGACUUCUCUAAUAAUUCUGAUGUCUCAAGCAUGCUGGGAGAACUCGAGGAAGAAGGGGACCCUUCCGAAACCUUCGACCCCCCUCUGCACAGCACUGCUAUCUACACAGAAGACGAGCUGUCCAAACACUGUGUGUCCUCCACGCCCCCAGCCACCCACGGAGGAAGGAAGACCAGCAACUCGAACCCUUCUGAAAAUGAAGCAAGUGGAGCUGAGUCUAUCAAGCUCAGCGCAAAAAAGCCAAGAAGGCUGGAGUCCAACAGCGGUGAGCUGGACAGCUCUGAGGCCAAUGUCAGGAGCGAGGCGUCUACAGUAGGCCGAAGGUCACGGCGGCCCCAGGCUGCUCCUGCAGCAUUGUCGCCCCCUGAGAGGCCAGCGGAGCCGGUCACUCCCAGGAGGACAAGGCUCCACAGCGCGCAGCCCUCUGCUGUACAGGAGACUCCAGCAACCCAAAGUCAACUGAAAACUCAGAAGAAAGUGAGGCUGUCUCCAGGCAGAAGGAAGACACCGAGGAGCGGAGCCACAGACUCGGAUGCUUCUGAAAGUAUACACAUGUGGUGUCUGGAAGGAAAGAGACAGAGUGACAUCAUGGAGUUGGAUGUUGUUCUGUCUGUGUUUGAGAAAGCCUUCCUGGAGUAUAAGCAAAGAGUAGAAUCUGAAAGUUGUAAUCAAGCCAUCAACAAAUUUUAUUUUAAAAUUAAAGGAGAACUCAUCAGAAUGCUUAAAGAAGUUCAGAUGUUAAAAGCCCUGAAAAGGAAGAACACCAAGAUAAUUUCUGACAUGGAAAAGAAAAGGCAGCGUUUAAUUGAAGUCCAGGAUGAACUGAUUCGAUUAGAACCACAACUGAAACCACUACAAACAAAAUAUGCUGAACUUAAGGAGAGAAAGUCAUCACUUAAGAAUUCCAAGCAUUUCUUAUCUAAUUUAAAACAGCUGUACCAAGACUAUUCGAAUGUCCGAGAGGAAGGACCAAGGGAAAAGGACAAGUAUGAUUCAUCUAGCCUUCCAGCUUUGUUAUUUAAAGCAAGAAGCAUUCUUGGAGCUGAAAACCACCUGAGAACCAUCAACUGUCAGCUGGGGAAGCUCCUUGAGCAGGACUGAGAACCCAGCCUCCUGCUCCUCCUCCUCCUGCUGCUGCUGCUGCUGCUGCUGCUGCUGCGCCUCUCUCUGCUGACAGCCUGCUUCUUAGGGUGCACUAGUAUUGUGUCAUUCAAACUAAAUCACAUCCUUUCAGUUGUCUAAUAGUUCAGAAAGCACAGCCAUAUUUCAGGCACAUAGCAGUAUUGUGUUAAUACAUUUCAGUCUCUUGGCAUGUUAGUUAUCACCAGGCAUAAGAGUUUUAACCUAUAAUAAACUCUUUAAUGAUGUCAGUGCAAAUGCAAGCAUAGAAUAAUUUUGGUUAACUAGGAGCAUCUCCUGAAGUAUGUCAAAGGUAAUCUUCAAUAAAUCUGGCUUUGGUAAACCAAUUAAUAAAGCAGUUGCUAUAAA
Apodemus sylvaticus (European woodmouse) is the source of this 1674-nucleotide messenger RNA. It is a transcript of the gene Cenpu, whose product is annotated as centromere protein U. The coding region runs from base 67 to 1287 and encodes 406 amino acids. The transcript is spliced from 13 exons. The record is from RefSeq and is a predicted model, not a curated record. Gene Ontology annotation, cellular component: nucleus. NCBI's taxonomy places the organism in Eukaryota, Metazoa, Chordata, Mammalia, Rodentia, Muridae.